Messenger RNA from Micropterus dolomieu (smallmouth bass), 1775 nucleotides. RefSeq names its product vestigial-like family member 2b (gene vgll2b). Gene Ontology annotation, cellular component: nucleus. The transcript has 4 exons. NCBI's taxonomy places the organism in Eukaryota, Metazoa, Chordata, Actinopteri, Centrarchiformes, Centrarchidae. Bases 75 to 998 code for a protein of 307 amino acids. Gene Ontology annotation, biological process: regulation of transcription by RNA polymerase II. The record is from RefSeq and is a predicted model, not a curated record.
CCCCCGGAAUGUUAUCACUCUCUCUCUCAGCAAGGUCGGUUUCCACAGAACAGUGAAGACACCGCUCAUUUACCAUGAGCUGUUUGGAUGUUAUGUACCCAGCCUAUGGACAUUACGCACCGUACGCACCGACUGGUCCUGCUUUUAUCAAUAGCUUACAGGCUCCCACAGGUCUGAGCAGAACUUCUCUUGACUGCCGGGAUUUUAUGGAUACUCCCAGGGGUCCCGAGGGGAUGUCUGGGGGCCCAGGCACUGGAGGAUCAACUUCCUCCUCAUCUUCAUCCAAUUCGUCUUCUACCUCCUACACACCGGCGGUUUUAAGGCCAGAGGAGGGCCCCAAGGAGAAGCAGGAGCCCCCUGAGGCGGAGUACCUGACUUCUCGCUGUGUCCUCUUCACCUACUACCAGGGAGACAUCAGCAGCGUGGUGGACGAGCACUUCUCCAGGGCCCUCAGCUCCUACAUGGAUGGAGAGGGCAAACGGCGGGCUUCAGACCAACAGGGCACAGAUACCCCUUCACCUAGCAGUCGACGAAGCUUCCCCCCAUCCUUCUGGGACAGUAACUACUCCUCGCCUCAGAGCCGCUCCCACUGUGAAACCGGUGCGCCUUCCUAUUCCAUGGACCCAUACGCAUCUGGGUUGCACCCGGGCCUGCCGCAUCCACAUGCUCACCCGCACCCACACGCUCAUCCUCACUCCCACUCUCACCCACCAGAGAGCUGGGGAUAUCCCCAGGCCCAAGCCUACGGACCCCCACGGCCUCUCCAUGAACUGUAUUCACCGUCGGCUUUGGAGCCCCACUAUGGGGCCCUGCUCGUGCCCACGGUGAGGCCACCUCAUCUUCCUACCUUGCCAAGCCACUAUGAAGUGAGCAAGCUGGAGCCCACUGCCUCCUGGCCCAGCCUGCUUCCCCCAGGAGAUGUCAGCCAGACACUGGCACUCAACAUGGAUGCAGGCCUCCAGCAGCACAAGAAAGGCAAGGAGCUGUACUGGUUCUAACGAGCCCUUCAGUCACAUUGACCAGCCAUUACUAGAUCCAAUUAGUCCCUGGACCUGCUCUGCUAUUGAAGCAGCGUGUCCCUUUAUCCCGCCACACACUCCAUCCCCGUCUAUCCACCCCCUUGUUUCUGCUCCUGGCCUCCCCCUGCCAGCAUACAGCCUUGCUCCAGGUCGACGUGUGUGCACCAUGGAGAUAAAGCAGAGAGAGGGAGAGAGAGAGAAAGAGGGGGAGAGACACUGUCUAUAAUCGGUGCUGUUGCUCUCUCUUUCGCAUCUCUCUUCCACUCUCUCUCCUGUCGCUGCCGGUGCAGCACAGACCUUGGCAAGGUAUGAGCCACAGUGACCUGUUUGGACUGAGAAAGACAGGAUCACAACAGACAUUUGCAGAGGACAGAGAGAUAGAGGGAUGAAUGGAGGGGCAGAGGGAUGAAUAGUGGCAAACAGGGAUUCCCUCCAACGUCCCUGGUUAUCUCUGUCUCAUGUUCUUGGUGGUUGGUACAGUGGUUGUCAUCAUCCACUUAUCUGCAUUUCACAAAUGCAACAUGCAGCGAUAAACAGGAGCAGCAAUUAUGGUGGUUUAUGCUUUGUUACUGUCAUCAUGAUGCCUUUUUUGGGUUGUUGUUAUAUAAUUUUGCUUUCUGAAAUAAAUGGUUUCUAUUUAUUGGUGUUCAUGUGCAUUUCUAAAAUGUUUGGUUAGGCCAGUUUUCUGAAAUGAUUGUGAUUCAGUUUAUUGUGUUUUCUAAAGACAGGAGGCAGAGAUGGCCACACCAUGUGUUU